Molecule: messenger RNA, 180 nt
Organism: Colletotrichum spaethianum
Lineage: Eukaryota; Fungi; Ascomycota; Sordariomycetes; Glomerellales; Glomerellaceae
Exons: 1
Coding region: 1-180 (59 amino acids)
Source: RefSeq, a predicted model, not a curated record
AUGCGCGAAUUCAACCUCGACAAGCGCAGGCCGGUGCACAUGCACGACCUGCAAGAGCCAGUACAGCUCACGUCCAGGUCCUGGUCCUCGACGACGUCGGGAUCGAAAUUCGGCGGGCGAGACAUGCAGAAGGAGACCAGAGCAACGGCGGGACACUGCUUGACUGGCUCGGCCGGUUAG